Penicillium daleae is the source of this 321-nucleotide messenger RNA. RefSeq lists its product as uncharacterized. The record is from RefSeq and is a predicted model, not a curated record. The transcript has a single exon. NCBI's taxonomy places the organism in Eukaryota, Fungi, Ascomycota, Eurotiomycetes, Eurotiales, Aspergillaceae. Bases 1 to 321 code for a protein of 106 amino acids.
AUGCCCAGUGGUGCCUGCCAAGCAACACGCCCAGAAGCAUACGUAGGUUACGUACCUGGCAUGGAUGGACAGGGGGAUACAUAUGCUCGAAAAAGUCAAACGGUGUACAUCAUUGUCCUGUUCUGCAAAGAUUACAUGCACAUCAACGUUGCUCCCUUUCCUGUCUUCCCAGCCCAGGAAAGAGCAGUGUCGCUCAGGAACGAGCAUCCGUCGAUCCAGUCCAACUGGAACCUUGUCCUGUCAGUACGUCGUGCUCUGGGCCAGUCGGCGCUCGGCUGGGGAGAGGCAUCCACUUUGAAGCUAAGGGAGCUACGGAGCUAA